AUGCUCCACAAUGACCUGCACCGAGAUUUCAAGCGGCGUCAAGUGUCUAUGUUCUCCCUCGCGUGUGCCAUUGGGACCGGCCUCAUCAUCGGCUCUGGGACGGCGCUGGCCCGGGGUGGGCCUGGAAGUUUGCUGAUAUCUUACAUCUUGAUCGGAAUCACGGUCUUCUUCGUCAUGACCGCUUUGGGUGAGAUGGCCACAUUCCUGCCCAUGAUGAAAGGCUUUGCCACAGGCUGGAACUACUUCCUCAAAUACGUUAUCAACAUCCCUAUCAAUCUGACCGCCGCCGGGCUCAUCAUCAGCUUCUGGAGACCAGACUUGAAUGUGUCAAUCUGGAUCACAGUUUUUGGAAUUGUGAUUGUCACGAUCAAUGUCCUCCGCGUGCGGGUCUUGGGCGAAGUCGAGUUCUGGCUCAGUCUCAUCAAGGUCAUCACUUUGGUCCUCCUCAUUCUCACCUGCUUCAUCAUCUCCAUGGGAGGCAAUCCUCAGCAUGACCACAUCGGUUUCCGCUACUGGAAAUCUCCCGGUGCCUUUGCGCCGUAUCUCUUGAAGGGCAACAAAGGCUAUUUCCUAGGCUGGUGGGCGGCCAUGUGUCAGACUUGCUUUUCCUACACCGGAACCGAAGUCGUAGGAAUGACUUUCGGAGAGGUGCCGAAUCCCAGGGAAAAAUUUCCACACGCCGUGAGGCAGACGCUUCUGAGAAUCGUCAUCUUUUACAUCGUGGGCGUGUUUGUAUUGACAUUGGCGAUCCCUUACAACAGCGAGAGACUAGUAGGAGCCACCAAGUCGUCUACAAGUGCAGCUGCAUCGCCUUUCGUGGUGGCCAUCGCUUCGGCGGGUAUCGAUGUCUUUCCCGACAUCAUCAAUGCAGCGCUUAUGGCUUUCGUGCUGAGUGCUGCCAUGACCGGUGAGGUUUUGCGGACUGUUGUCGAGGUGCCAUUAAUGCUAACCCUAAACCCCCAAGAUAUCUACGUUGCCUCGAGAUGCGUCUACGGCCUGGCGAAAGAUGGCCAAGCUCCUCGGAUUCUUGCCCGGGUUUUGAAUAACGGCAAUCCGAUCAUGGCCGUCGUCUUGAGCUCGCUGUUCGUGGCACUCGGCUAUCUCAAUGCCACCAAGUCGGCCGCCACCGUCUUUCAAUAUUUCGUGAGCUUGGUCACGGUCUUUGCGGUCUUGAACUGGAUCGCCAUUCUCAUCUCCUUUUUGUCUUUUCGACGAGCGCUCAAGGCCCAGGGCAUUCAGCUCCAGGAGUUGCCGUAUGUAGGCUUUCUACAGCCCUUUGGUUCUUAUUUUGCGCUGUUCGUCUCUUUUACAGUUUUAUUGUUCAAUGGAUACGAUGCCUUCAUACCGCACUUCAAGGCAAGCACUUUUGUACUCAAAUAUCUAGGCAUCGUCAUAUUCUGCGGUAACGUGCUUGGGUGGAAAUUUUUCAAACGCACAAAGCGCAUUCGGGCCACGUCCGCUGAUCUUGUCACGGGAAGGCAGGACACGGGCAUGUCUGAGGAGGAAGAAACCGACGACGUUUCUCGGUCUGGGGGAGUGGCGGCAGCGGGUCGGAGAUGGAUACUGCAUCUCACUGCGAAAUAG
This is a messenger RNA of Exophiala xenobiotica, 1584 nucleotides long. RefSeq lists its product as uncharacterized. NCBI's taxonomy places the organism in Eukaryota, Fungi, Ascomycota, Eurotiomycetes, Chaetothyriales, Herpotrichiellaceae. The transcript is spliced from 5 exons. Gene Ontology annotation, molecular function: amino acid transmembrane transporter activity. The record is from RefSeq and is a predicted model, not a curated record. The coding region runs from base 1 to 1584 and encodes 527 amino acids. Gene Ontology annotation, cellular component: membrane. Gene Ontology annotation, biological process: amino acid transmembrane transport.